AUGAAGAGCGAUAUUCAGCUUGAGAUGCUCGAAGCAAGAAGUUGCUCUGAUGUAUCUUCCUGUGGUACGAAAAGUGAAAGAGACCAAAAAAUUCGUGCUUCUGGGUUCACUUCUCUUUUCCGGUACAUGGAGAGAUCCGAUCUACCUGUUUUAACUCUUGCUCUGGUGGUAAUCUCUUUGUCUACUGCUGCUGUUCCCCUACAAUCCUACAUCUACGGGAAAAUCUUUGAAAAGCUUUCCGAUUUCUACGUUUAUGGAGUGGAAUACUCAACGUUUAUUGCCCAAAUCAGGUACCUUGCUGGAUUGAUAAUGAUAGUAGGACUAAUUCAGGCAAUUUUCAGGUGGGUAUCGAUUUACGCUUGGCUAAUAUUCGGUGAAAGACAAGCCAAUAGAAUCAGGACGAAAUUGUACUAUCAAUUGGUCCAAUUCACCAACAUGGAGUGGUACGAUGGGAAAUCGCAGCUAAUGGGAGAGAUAACCCAAGUGAACAGAUCCAUCGAGGAGCUCAGAGAGGGUGCUUCUGGGCAUUUAGGGUUGUUAGUGGAAACAUUGUCAACUUGUGUUGGUCUUUUCGUAAUGGCGAUGGUUCAAUCAUGGGCGUUAACUUUAGUUAUCUUGGCUAGUGUCCCAGUUAUUGCGAUAUUUGGCUGGAUUUUCGGAUCACUAACAAGAAGAGCAGCAGACGCGGAGAAUAACUACUCUUCUAUUUGCUCUAAGAUCUUGGACUGGAACCUUGUCAACAACAAAGCCAUUAAAAUGUUCAAUGCUAGAUAUUUGGAAAUACUGAAGUUCAACAGGAACGUGGAUCAAUCUGCGAAGGCAUUCUUUCGUGAAUCCAAUGCAAUCUCUGCAAACGGAGGCAUAUUGAAAACAUUAAGUUUCAUGAUGUUUGUACAAGGUUUUUGGUUUGGCAACUAUUUAAUGAGCAGAGGUCAUUUAUCGAUUAACCAAGUAUUUACUUGUUUCAGCUCAUGUUUGGCUUUGGGUACUAAGAUGAGUAGCAUCAGUGCCAUCUUCGCUAUACUUAACAAAGCGUAUGCGGCCGUUGAGAAAAUUGCAACACUCAUGCAGCCCGCGCCGCACUCUCUGGCCCGCAUAAAAGAAUUGCUGCAAAAAUUCAAAGUACCAGUAAUGAACGGUGGAAUAUACCCAGUUAGUGCUUGUAUGGGCAGUAUCAGGUUCAAAGAUGUUAAUUUCACGUAUCCGGCAAGACCCAGUAUUCAAGUGUUGAGUAAUUUUGAUUUAGAAAUUAGACCCAGCAUAAUGAACUUUAUCGUUGGAAAAUCUGGUUCUGGGAAGUCUACUAUUGCUCAAUUGAUUCUUCAAUUUUACAAACCAGCAGACAAUAGCGGAAGGAUCGAAAUAGAUGGGUUUAAUAUUGAAACAUUAAGCAACAAAUGGUUAGCCAAGAAUAUCACUUACCUCCAGCAAACUCCUGCCAUAUUUAAAGAUACUUUGAUGGAGAAUAUAACUAUUGGUUGUGGUGAAACGUAUGGUUCGAAUAUGGCUAAGGUUGAAGAAGCAUGCGAGUUUGCUCUACUCCAUGACGUUUUAAGCGAUUUAAAAGACGGAUUAUCUACAGUGAUUGCACCAGAGAAAUUAAGUGGGGGUCAAAAACAAAGAAUUGCAAUGGCUAGAGCUUUCUUUAGAAAUACUGAGGUCUUGAUUCUCGAUGAAGCUUUAAGCGAGCUAGACUUGCGCCAUAGGAAAGCCUUGCUUAGUUCCAUUAGAGAUUGGAGAAAGGGAAAGACUACUAUAGUUAUUACGCAUGAUAUUUCCUCCUUAGAAGGAAAUGACUACGUCAUUACCUUAGAUGGUGGAAGGGUGACAUGCGAACACCUAAACGAGGAAACAAACGAGAAUAUAAAUGAAAAAGGUGCACUGAUUUAUGAACCUGAGCUAUCAGAGCUCAGUGAGAAGAUUCCAAACUACAUAUCUAACCCCGCUGUCCUGAAAGAUUUGGAAAAAGAAUCCAACGAGAAAGAUUUAGAAGACUUAAAAUCUGCCUAUUUUAUUUUGAAGUACACUAAGCAGUUUAUUCCCAAAAAAUUGCUACUCUCUUUUGCAGUUCUAAUUUCAAUUUUUGGUGGAGUUUUGAAUCCAGUGUUUUCUUAUUGUUUCUCAAAAUUAAUGUCCAAUAUGGUCUUGGUUUCAUUGGGACAAGAUGUAAUGCUGCAGUUGAAGACUUGGUCAUGUAUUGUUAUUGGAAUUGCAAUUGCAUCAGGAUGCUGUCAGUACAUAUCUCAAUUCACUUUACUCUGUAUAAGCGAAAAGUGGAUCGUCAAUAUAAGAAAGGAAAUAUUUGCUAAACUUGUCGAAAAGGACGUAUCCUAUUUCGAGUUAGGAACUACGGACCCAGCAGCUUUGACAACUUUAAUAAUGAAUGACACAAGAGAUUUGAGAAAUUUGGUUAGUGAAGCAAUCACUUUGGCUGCAAAUUUGGUAAUCAUGUCCCUUGUAGGCGUGGUUUGGUCUAUUGUAAUUGGAUGGAAAUUGGCACUUGUUGGAAUUGCAUUUGUUCCUUUGAUUAUAAUUGUCACAGGAUUGUAUUCAAGUAUUCUCCAGGUUAUCGAGCAUAAGUACAAAAAUAGUGUAUGUGAAACUGAAAGCCACCUUCAUGAUUCUGUUCUGAAUAUAAAAUCAAUCAUCUCACUAGAUUUAAGGGAAGUUUUCAUUGAUAAAUUCAUAAUCAAAAUAAAUACGUUAAAACACAACGGUACUGUGAGAGCAAUUCUUGGUGGAUUUGGUGAAUCACUUUCGGGACUAUGCAUAUCAGUUGCUACAGGGACAAUCUUAUUAUACGCUAUGGAAUUAACUGGUAAAGGAGAGUACACUCAAGAAAGAUCAAUUCAAGUUAUUACUCUAUUGACAUUCACAAUGGCAAUGGUUAGCAGUCUAGUUGGACAAAUUCCUGACAUUUCUAGAGGUAGAAGAGCAGGAACCUACAUAAUUAAGCUACUAGAGCUUGAAGAAUCCGAAACUGAAACCAGGGGUCUGAUUCGACCAUACACCAACCUUCUUCGAAGUAAGCUUCCGGUUAUUCUGUUUGACAAUGUCAGCUUUAGUUAUCCUAACAGGCCAGCUUCAAGGGUCUUAAAAGGAUUACAAUUGAGAAUCCAAGAGGGAGAAUCUGUUGCGAUUACAGGAGAAUCGGGGUCCGGUAAAUCAACAAUUGCCUUACUUCUCGAAAGAUUCCACAUAACAAGAGAGGGUACUAUUCUGAUAAAGGACACAAGUAUAAAUGAACUAGAUGUGGAAUGGUUAAGAAGUAUUAUAGGAUAUGUCCCUCAGAUUUCUUCAUUUUUCGAAGGGUCUAUAUAUGAAAAUUUGUCUUACGGUUUAAAUCAAAAUUCCUUAACAGUUGGCGAAAUUGAAUCAGCCCUAAAAGUUGUUAAUAUGUACGAUUUUAUAUCUUCAUUGGAAUUGGGACUAAGCUCUCCUAUGGGAGAAGGUUCAAACUCAAAGUUUUCAGGUGGGCAGCUCCAAAGACUAAGCAUUGCGAGGGCACUACUCAGAAAGCCAAAGAUAUUAAUAUUGGAUGAAUGUACCUCUGCUUUAGACCCAGACAACUCUAAGAUUAUAUGCAACCUUGUUUCCCAAUCGUUUUAUCGAAAACGAGAUGUCACAAUUCUUGCAAUUACUCAUUCCAAGGAGAUGAUGAGAAGUUGUGACAGAGUUUGUGUUUUGAAGAAGGGUGUUAAAGUAGAGGAUGGAGAGUAUAACCAAUUAGUAAAGGAAAAGGGUGAAUUGUUCAGGAUUCUCAACAGAUGA
Messenger RNA from Dujonia railenensis, 3771 nucleotides. NCBI's taxonomy places the organism in Eukaryota, Fungi, Ascomycota, Pichiomycetes, Serinales, Debaryomycetaceae. The record is from the annotation of a GenBank genome assembly.